Molecule: messenger RNA, 5909 nt
Organism: Nelumbo nucifera (sacred lotus)
Lineage: Eukaryota; Viridiplantae; Streptophyta; Magnoliopsida; Proteales; Nelumbonaceae
Product: ethylene-insensitive protein 2.1-like
Biological process (GO): iron ion transmembrane transport; ethylene-activated signaling pathway; manganese ion transport
Cellular component (GO): plasma membrane
Molecular function (GO): manganese ion transmembrane transporter activity; cadmium ion transmembrane transporter activity
Source: RefSeq, a predicted model, not a curated record
UCGUCAACAAAACAGAGUGAGAAGAGAGAGAGAGAGAGGAGUGGGCAGAGUGGCAGAGCCGCCGAGGAGAGAGAGAGAGAGAGCAGAAAAAAAAAAGGAAAUGAAAACAAGAAGAAAAGUAGAGAAAGCGUUAACUGUCAUUUAAAGCUUCUGGGAUUUUACCAUGUGAAUUUUUUAUCUUCCAUUUUCAACCGCUCUCUCCUUUUACUCUCCCCGAGCUAUCAAAACAGACAAACUCUCUCUCUCUCUCUCUCUCUCUGUCUCUCGUUCUUUAAAGCCUCUGCUUCUAUUUACAGUAGAAAUUGCAGAGGAAGGAAAAGGGGAACAUUAAAAAGCAGCAGAUCCAUGAGAGUAGAUAUGUCAGUCGUGUUUUCUCUUUUGCUAUUAAUGGCCUCAAGCUCGGAUCUUUUCUGGUCGCCUGGAGUUGGACUCUCUGCUGCUCUCAUUCCAACCUUCUAGGGUUUGUCGGGGGGUUUUCUGUUUCCCUCUUCUUGGAGUUAGGGUUUCUUGUUUGGCAAAAGGAGUUGGAAUUGUAUUUUUGGCUUCUUCGAUGUUACGUGAGCGAUAUUCCGGAUUGCGGAAGUUGCAGGAUUUAGUUCGGCACUUGUACUAUAAAAAUUUUCUUCAAUUCAGAUUUGUGAGCUUGGGUUUUGAGGUUUUACGUAGGUUAUCCUAGGUGGGAAGCAAUUGUUGCUACAACUAUGAAUAGGAGACUCUUUCACGGUUAAUGGGGAAAUAAAUUGAUACUUAGACUUGUUUGUCCUUGCUACACUUCUCACUGGAAACUGGUUUACUAAGAGAUCUUAAGAUUUAUGUUAUGGUUAGGAAUCUUGCAUCUUUCUGGAUGAUCCUCCUAGUUAUGUAAAAAUCAAGAGACAAAAAAGAUGGCCAUUAGAAUGUUUCACUAACAUGUAAAUGUAUUUAAAGGAGAGGCAGUGGGGUUUGAGUUCUGCUAGUACACCACAGAGGUCCAUAGGACUUGCUUUAUUACUGUCAAUUUGAAAUGUAUGCAUCUGUAAUGGCUUCUUGCUGAAGAUAAGAUAUUUCAUUCUUUCCUUUACAUCCACAUGGUCAACCACAGAACUCUCAAAUAUCAUGUUGGGUAACUUGUAAGGGGAUGCUGUACGAAUUGUUUUUACAUAAGAGCACAUAAUUCAGUCAGCUUGGUUAUUGUUUGAAGCUUAAUAAAAUAUCCAUACUUGUAUAUUGUUGCACCGAUCACGCCUAGAACCAAAUUGGAGAUAUGGAAUCUGUGACUACCUGUAUUUACCAGAAGAAGGGUAUUGCUUCUCGGCUAUUUCCAGCUGUUGGACCCAUGUUUCUGAUAUCAAUGGGAUAUAUUGACCCAGGAAAGUGGGCUUCAGCUAUUGAAGGAGGUGCCCAUUUUGGUUCUGAUCUCAUAUUACUGAUGUUUGUUUUCAAUUCUUCUGCAAUUCUGUGUCAGUACCUUGCAGUUCAUAUUGGUUUGGUUACUGGAAAGAAUCUUGCACAGAUUUGCAGUGAGGAGUACAAUAAGUCCAUAUGCAUAUUACUUGGAGUUCAAGCAGAGCUUUCUGUGAUUGCUUUGGACCUGACUAAGAUUCUGGGUGUUGCACAUGCACUUAAUCUCCUUUUUGGGGUGGACCUGUUUAUCUGUAUCUUUUUGACUGCACUUGAUGCUGUUUUAUUUCCUCUUUUUACCACCUUCUUGGAGAAAUUCAAGGCAGAAGUCCCGUUUUCGAUCAUGGCAGCAGUUAUAUUUCUUUUUUAUAUUCUUGGAAUACUUAUAAAUCAACCUGAAAUCCCACUUGGCAUAAAUGGGAUGCUUACAAGGUUAAAUGGGGAGAGUGCAUUUACCCUGAUGAGUCUUCUUGGAGCAGCUAUUAUGCCUCACAAUUUCUACCUCCAUUCUUCUAUUGUGCAGCUGCAGCAGCAACACAGACCACCAUAUGUAUCUAAGGUUGCCUUAUGUCAUGACCAUUUUUUUGCCAUAUUAUGUAUAUUCAGUGGCAUUUUCUUGGUGAAUUCUGUAUUAAUGAACUCAGCAGCAACCGUCUUCCACAGUGCUGGCCUCGUUGUGCUUACUUUACAGGAUGCACUUUUACUUAUGGACCAGGUAUUUAGGAGUCCUAUGGCAACUUUUGCCUUUUUUCUGGUCCUUCUCAUUUCUAGUCAGAUUACAACAUUAACUUGGAAUAUUGGUGGGCAAGUAGUACUGAAUAAUUUAUUUGCGGUGGACCUACCUGCUUGGAUUCAUCGUGCAACAAUCAGAAUGAUUGCCAUUGUUCCAGCUCUUUACUGUGCAUGGAAUUCUGGAGCUGAAGGAGUAUACCGGCUGCUUGUUUUUGCUCAAGUUGUGGUGGCUAUGCUACUUCCACCUUCUGUAAUCCCACUUUUUCGGGUGGCCUCAUCAAGUUCAAUAAUGGGUGCCUUCAGAAUCUCUCAGCUUCUGGAAUUCUUAGCUUUGACUGCCUUUAUUGGAAUACUUGGUUUAGAAUUUGUCUUUUUUGUGGAGGUCUUAUUCGGGGAAAGUGACUGGGUGGGUAGUUUGCGAUGGAACAUGGGAAGUAGUGUGGCACUCCCAUAUGUUGUUGUUCUCAUCAUUGCCUCUACAUCACUCUGUAUGAUGCUUUGGUUGGCAACCACUCCACUGAAAUCUGCAAGCAUCAAUCAAGAUGCACAGACAUGGAACUGGGAUAUACAAAACACUCGACCCAAGUUAUCUAUGGAGGGAGAAGAGUUUGGUUUAGUUAGGACUAGUUAUCAUGGGGAGGGGACUGCAGCAGAAGAACCAGCAUGUGAGAAGUCUUUGGAGAGUUGUUCUGAUGGUCUAGCUGCUGAGUUUGAUGUUGACUUGCCUGAAACAAUUAUGGAUUCUGACCAAGAAGCUCCUGCUACUUUGAGUGAGGAGAAACAUACUACUGCUACCACUGAAGCUCCUAGCUCCCCAAAACGCCAAUCAGAAGAAUCAGUGUCCACAACUGAGUCGGUUCCAGUUGCAAAUUUAGGUAAUGAGGUUUCUGAUAAUGGAUCUCUUGAUUCUGAUUCUGUACAGAAGAUUGAACUUGUUGAUCCAGUUGGAAAGACUGAGGGGGUGAAAGGAGACCUGCAAACUGACAAGGAUGAUGACGAGGGGGAAACAUGGGCACCAGAAGAAUCAUCUAGAUCUGUUUUUGCAGGUGCACUCACUUCAACCUCUGAGGGUUCAGGAUCUUUUAGGAGUCUUAGUGGGAAAACUGAUGAAGGUACCAGUGGUGGUGGAAGUCUUUCAAGAUUAUCUGGGCUGGGUCGUGCUGCCAGACGUCAAUUAGCUGCUAUUCUUGAUGAGUUCUGGGGUCAGUUGUAUGAUUUUCAUGGGCAGAUAACUCAAGAAGCAAAGUCCAAGAAAUUAGAUGUUUUGUUGGGAGUGGAUCCCAAACCUUCUGUUUCACAAAAAAUAGACCCUACUGGGAAUCAAUCUUCUGGAUUCUUUCCUUUGGUAGCAGAAAGAGGAUCUGAUUUUCUGAUAAACUCUAGUAUAUAUGAUUCCCCAAAGAAACAGCGGAUGCCAAGCAAUGUAGGAUUGUCUUAUGGGCUUCAAACAGGUUCUUCUGCAUCGUGGUCUACUCACAUGCAGUUGUUGGAUGCAUAUGCACAAAGUUCCAGCUGCAGUGUUGCUGAUGCCAGUGAGAGGAGGUACUCUAGUUUGCGACUGCCACAGUCUUCUGAUGGCUGGGAUUAUCAGCCUACAACAGUGCAUGGUUAUCAGAUGGCAUCCUAUCUUGCUAAGAUGGCUUUAGACAGAAAUGCCGAUGCUUUGAGCACUUCAUUGGACCCACUGACCCCUAAAACCUCAUCUUUUGUCCCUACCAACUACAGAGACUCAACCACUUAUGCUCUGGGUCAAAAACUACAAAAUGAGAUUACCUCCUUAAAUUCAUCCACCAUGCAUAACCCAGUGGCAUCUAGAAAUAGCACAUUACAAGCUGAAAGACCUUACUAUGAUUCCUGUUCUUAUGGGCCUGUCGAAAAUCCUGGGUCAACAAAGAAGUACCACAGCUUACCUGACAUUUCUGGCCUUGCAGUUCCUCUUCGGGAUUCAUAUUUGUCUGAUAGGAGUGCUCAGUGGGGCACUCCUAUUGGAAACACAGCAUAUGAACAAUCCCUAUAUUCAAAUACUGGAUCCAGGGCAGAAGUUCCUUUGCCGUUUGAUGAACUCUCUCCUAGUAAGUUGUACAGAGAAGCCCUCUCUGUACAGUUGACUCCAAAUUCAGACACCUCACUCUGGUCUAGACAGCCUUCUGAACAAUUAUUUGGAGUUGCAGGUCGAACUCGGUGUGUGGGAGAUGGAACCGGAACCCGACAGAAUUUGGUUAUGCGAGAAACGCCUUCUCAAGUAGACUUGGAGGCUAAGCUGCUUCAGUCGUUCAGAUGUUGUGUUGCGAAGCUCUUGAAGUUGGAGGGAUCUGAUUGGUUAUUUAGGCAGAAUAACGGGGUUGAUGAGGAUCUGGUUGGCCGUGUUGCCACUAGGGAGAGCUUCUUUUAUGAAGCUGAAAGUAGAGAGGUUAAUCAAAUAGUUUACAUGGGUGAGUCUCAGUAUCUAUCUACUGACAAGAAGAUCAGUCCAGGGCUCAAGAAUGAGGAUGCCAGUCUUUCCCGGUUUCUUGUUUCCUCAGUUCCACAUUGUGGGGAGGGUUGUGUUUGGCGAGUGGAUCUGAUAGUGAGCUUUGGAGUGUGGUGCAUUCAUCGAAUACUGGAGUUGUCAUUGAUGGAAAGCCGGCCAGAGCUUUGGGGAAAAUAUACUUACGUUCUUAAUCGCCUUCAGGGAGUUCUCGAUAUGGCAUUUUCCAAGCCUAGGACUCCCUUGCCUCCCUGUUUCUGUCUCCAAGUACUGGCGGCACAUGCAAGAAGGUCAAGCCCACCACUUUGUAAUGCCCCGUCUGGAAAACCAGGAAGGGGGAAAUGCACCAGUGCAUCCAUGCUUCUUGAUUUAAUCAGGGAUGUUGAGACAGCAGUUUCCUGCCGUAAGGGUCGAACGGGCACUGCAGCAGGCGAUGUGGCUUUCCCCAAAGGUAAGGAGAAUCUGGCUUCAGUCCUCAAGCGCUACAAGCGUAGGCUUUCCAACAAACCCGUUGGGGCAGUGGAAGGUGGUUCUGCUUCACGUAAAGUUCCUAUACUUGCAUCAUAUGCCUCGUAGUGUUCCAAUGUUUUUUGAGCAAACUUGCAUCAGGGAGAUUGGGCUGUUUGCUUUUGAAAAUUGGUUUCAUGAGGCUCCUGCCAGACAGUGCAUCACCGUUGCUUGGUUGUGUCGAUGUAUGUACAAGUCUUCGCUGCAAAUUUCAUUUCCAUGUAUACUAUGUAUACGUAUACCAAAAGUUACUGGAACUGUGAUUGCAGCGAAAAAAUGGGUAGAAAAAAGGUGAAAAGCGUAUUAUGUAGCUGUUGUUUCCGCUGUGACUGUAGUUUUUGUCACCAUUUUUUUUCUUUUAUUUACCAGAUGGUGAUAUGUCAAUCACAGUUACAUGGAAAGUGAAAAAAAAAAGAAAAAAAAAAAGAUCUUGUUGGGGUUAGUUCGUUUGGUCAUAACUUCAAUCGACCGAAAGCAGUUUGUUCGUCGCAUUGCUUCUGGAAAACGAGUACUUCCAAUCAAGCUUCUGAUACUACUGAUGCUUUAAUCUGCUGCAAAUUUGCAUAAUCUUUGUUUGUGAAGUGAGUUGGACGUUCAUUUGUCAUAACUCAUAAUAGCUGAGCUUUAUAAACGGAUUUUAAUGAUUUUCUUUCGUAGUACGCAGUUAUAUACUGUUACUUUGUUAGUAUUAUUAAAUACUCUCUAGUUGUUGCAAGAGUCGGAUGAUGCUCUCUCGUAUAUAGAAGUUGGAUGUGUAAGUAAAAGAGGUUUCAUAGGUAUAUAAAAGUUGGAACGUCCACCGAAGUUGGGUGAGAUUUUUUCU